Molecule: messenger RNA, 2068 nt
Organism: Leptopilina heterotoma
Lineage: Eukaryota; Metazoa; Arthropoda; Insecta; Hymenoptera; Figitidae
Product: heparan-alpha-glucosaminide N-acetyltransferase-like
Exons: 11
Coding region: 231-1886 (551 amino acids)
Source: RefSeq, a predicted model, not a curated record
AAAUAUAGAAAUAGAAAAGUGUUAAUAAAACAAACCAUCUACAUUUAUAAUUGUCAUUUCAAUUAAUUAACAAUCUUUUGACGCGUUCACUCAAUAAAUUGGUGAAAAUUAUGGCGAUUGGAAAUUUAUAAAACCGGUCCCCCGCUACUGAGUAGGUUAUAGCGAGAGACAAGUGUGUCAAAGAAAAAGUAUUUCAUAUAAAGUACGUAUUUGAUUGUAAAUGAAUAAGGAUGGAUUCUUGUGAUAAUACUGAAUUAUUUUUUGAUCAAGCUUGUAUAACAUUAAAAAGUUUAUUAAAAUUUGACACAUGGCUAUAUUCCUUAUCAUACGAUUGCAAUGAGUGUCCAUAUACACGUUUGAAAAGAAUUUCAGCGAAUUCGAACUCUAGCAUUAAAAUAAAUACAGCUGAACGCUAUAAAUGGAGAAUUUUAAAAAAUAAUGGAUCUGAGGAGUUUGAAUCAGCAGCAAUUUCAAGAGAUCUGUUAUGUAAAUUUGAACCCAAUGUGGGGCAAUUUGGACAUUAUGAUUUAAUAAUUAAUGACACGAAUUGUGUUUUUCAAUCCAUAAAAGACCCCAUAAAUCCAUAUAUAUCACUUGCUAUAGCAAUUGGAAUUGUUAUAAGCCUUCUUUUCGGUUUAUCGAUACUGAACUACUUAAUAAAAACUUUGCUAAGAUUCAUUCAUAAGUCGGAGGCAGCAAAUACACAAGAAAAAGUGAAAAGAAAAAGCCGUGUUAGAGCUAUUGAUACAGUUAGAGGGAUCAGCAUACUUUUUAUGAUAUUUGUAAACAAUGGAGCUGCGGGUUAUCCUCUUUUGGAACAUGCAACAUGGAAUGGUCUACGAAUAGGCGAUCUUGUAUUUCCCUGCUUCCUCUGGAUUAUGGGUGUCUGUAUACCUCUCUCUCUAUUCUCUCAACUUUCUCGCAAUGUCUCGAGAUUCACAAUUUGUCUAUCGAUCGUAAAGCGUAGCAUCUGGUUGUUCCUGAUUGGAAUAUCUUUAAAUACUCUUGUCACUGGAUCACAACUAGAAGACAUUAGAAUUUUUGGAGUACUCCAAAGAUUCGGCGUUGCCUAUUUAGUUAGCGGUUGCUUAUACGCCCUUCUAUCUUCAAGAACAAAGGAUGAGAGGAUUAUUUUUAAAAACUUUGCUGAUAUUGUAUCAUUAUGGCUGCAAUGGAUUAUUGUCCUGGGUAUUGUAGUUCUUCACUGCUUGAUUACUUUUAGACUUGAUAUUCCCGAAUGUCCCAGGGGUUAUUUAGGUCCUGGUGGACGGCAUGCUGAUGGUAAGUACAUGAAUUGCACUGGUGGUUCAGCGGGAUAUAUUGACAGAAUACUACUGGGCGUGAAUCAUAUUUUCCAAUGGCCAGCGAUACGUUCUGUAUACGGAUCCGAGGCUUUUGAUCCUGAAGGGACACUAGGUUGCCUGACAUCUAUCUUUCAAGUAUUCCUAGGAAUUCAAUCCGGAUCGACUAUACUUUAUUACCACGAUUGGAAGCAAAGAAUCCCAAGAUGGAUUACAUGGGCAUUAUUUCUUAGUGUCCUGGGAUACAUUCUCCAUUCGCAGAAUAUCAUUCCAAUAAAUAAAAGUUUGUGGUCACUUUCUUUCGUAUUUGUCACGACGUCCUUCUCACUAUUUUUACUCUGCAUAUGCUAUCUUCUGGUCGACGUUGUUAAAAUUUGGAAAGGAGGACCCUUCCGCAUUCCUGGCAUGAACGCUCUAGUCAUGUACAUCGGACAUAUGGUUUGUUAUCAAAUUUUCCCAUUCCAUUGGAAAAUUGGAAAGAUGAAAACACAUGAAUUGCUAUUAGCCGAAACAUUAUGGUGCGUGUGUUUGUGGAUUGUCAUUGCAUAUGUGCUACACAAACGAAAAAUAUUUAUAACCUUAUAAAACACGAUAUUAAUCUGCGAUUAUAAAAGUGAUGUUUGAAACAAAAUAAGAUUUCUGAACACACGCGUAAUUGUGUCAUUUGUCUAUUCUUCAUACUUGGAAAUAAAUAUAGGAAAAAUAUCAUUAAUAUAAAUAGUUUUACAUGUACCAACCAUUCUUUUAAAUAAAUAAAACUAGAUGCA